UAAAAAAACAUUUCCCAUAACCUUAUCAAUAUUGGUUUGAUCAGGUAUUUUACGAGCAAUGGUCCCUCAUUUGUAUAAGUACCGCCUCUGAGGAUGCCCAUCACGGCCCUUCCCCCAACCACAGUCCGGGCGAUUGGCUCAACAUCUGUAAUAUCGGACCCAUGUUCGGUUGUGAAGGAGCUGCUAGACAAUGCUUUAGAUGCUUCCGCAGCCUCCAUAGGCAUUGAGAUCUCUCCGAACACGGUUGAUGUGAUACAAGUAAAAGACAAUGGACAUGGAAUUCCUUCCAGCGACCAUGGUUUCGUUUGCAAGCCUGCCUUUACUAGCAAAAUCCAAACCGUUGAAGAUCUUCGAAACCUUGGAGGUAAGUCUUUAGGAUUUCGAGGAGAAGCACUUGCCAGUGCUGCCGAGGUAUCGGGUGGUGUAACUGUCACUACUCGGGUUGAGGCAGAAUUCGUUGGCACCUCCAUCAAGUAUGGAAGAAAUGGAGAGCUCAUCAGCUCUCAACGUGCAUCGCACCCGGUGGGCACGACAGUCCGUAUAAUUGAUCUUUUUAAACAUAUCCCUGUCCGGAGACAAACUGCUUUGAAGAACGCCACGAAGACUUUGGCGCGAAUCAAGAAGUUAAUACAGGCAUACGCUAUGGCGCAGCCCUUAAAGCGACUUUCACUAAAAGUCUUAAAAGCUAAAAACGAAAAUAAUAACUGGAUCUACGCCCCGGCGCGGGACGCAACAAUUAUAGGCGCAGCAUUUAAGGUUAUUGGGAAUGAUGUUACCUCUGGUUGUGUUGUCAAAGAGUGGCCCGCUGAAGGCGAUAUAAGCCUGGAACGAUCACAAGCAGAGUAUACGUCCCAAUUCAGGCUCUCGGCCCUUCUUCUGGAUCUCAAUGCCGAUUAUACAAAAAUGAGCAGCACUGGCCAGUACCUAACUAUAGAUGGUAGACCCAUAUCCAGCUCUCGAGGAAUCGGUCAACAGAUCUCCAAGCUAUAUAAGACUUAUCUUCGUUCGGCUCUUUCCCGCAUCGAGGGUAAUCCGUCAAUAACUGAUCCGUUUCUCUGUCUGCAUAUUCAAUGCCCUGAAGCAAGUUAUGAUGUCAAUAUAGAGCCAGCGAAAGAUGAUGUGCUAUUCGAGAAUCCCCAAAGACUUCUCUCACUUGUGGAGGACCUCCUCCGGAGUAUGUACGGUGAAAAGGAGACCCGUCGUGAGAAGCGAUCGAACUGUACAAAAGAUAAAGGUAAUAUAUCAGAUAGCAGUACAUUUGACCUCCUUUUAGCCCGAAGAAGCCCAUCUGAAGACUCCCUGCUUCCUACGAAUGCGGACCCAGACCUUCUUCCGACUAGCUUUAUUCCAGCUCGCUCUCUAGCUCAGCCAAAAAGGGUUUCGCAUGGUUCACACGUUAUAAGGAGCCAAGGCUCAGCCUCUCCUCGAAUGGAUGGAGGAUCAGGUAUUGAGAGCCGCAGAGGGUCAAACGGUCAGGUAUUUGGGAACCCAUGGUCUAUCACAAAGCGCGAUGCUCCGUCUCGCAAAGCCUGCGAAAAUAAAACAGUCCAUCGACCGACAGUGGAUAAGCAUUCACUAGUAUCCGCAGAAAGACGCAGGGGUUCACAAGAGACACCGCGAAGGUACUCAGCAGGUUCCCUUUUACCCAGUCCAACCACAUCAACGGCAUCAGCGUCGGAUUUUCCGCCAGAUUCACGAUCCCUUCGAGCUCCCCAGGCGUCUCCCACGAAUCCUUGCUGCGCAGAAGCUAAAAGGGCCUCGAGACAACGUGCCAGGGAAAGGUAUGGCAAUGGAGCUUUAGACACCUGGUUUGGGAAGACUACCCAUGCGGCAUUUUCCCGGAUGGCUACUGAAAAGCGAUCGGACGGCGAUCAGGAAGAGCGUCCGUUGAGUCAGUUAGCGCACGAGCGCUUUCAAUCGCAGGAGCAGUCAUCGCCUGAGUUAUACGAAAGUGCGAGCCGCGCAACGCCUACUCAGGAAGGCUCUCAUUCUAAUACCACUGAAAACCCAGUUGUUUCCUGUACUCCACCCCAGGAUCUUACUUAUAGAGUACCACUGCAAAGUUCAACUUCAGAAGUGAGGAGCAGACGUCAAGACUUUCCUGUUCUCAAUCAAUGGUCCUCCAGACUGCAUAACCAUUCUAUGAUUGAUCCAAAGUCGGAUCUAGAAACUGCCCUUGAUUUCGAGAAUCGAAAGAAGGAAGCUAUUCAAAAGAGACGAGAGCAAAUGAAGGGUCAAUCGAGACAAUCUAGCUCGACUAACUCACCACACUUGAGCAGAUACCUUGCUGCGCGUGCGGAUCUUCAUUCCGAGCCAAACGGAUCCACAGCCCCCAAGGACAAUUCGUCACCCUUCACAGAAGUCACGCUGAAACAAGUCUUGGACCCUCAUGACCCAAGAGCUUACCUUAUGCGAAGCCAGGACACAAGCCGACAGGUUGGGCAAUCGAAAGAUGCCAAAGUUCGCCGCAUUAACACCAAUAAAUUACCAUUUGAACAGAUACCAGAAGGAUCUAAGUUGCACGAUGUAGGUAUCAAUCUACCUGCUAAACUUCCGGACCUGUUUGUAUUAUCGGAGCAAGCAUAUAAGAACGAUCUAUAUACCCGGUGUGGAGAACCAUUCGAAGCAUUCUCUACGUCUGAUUUACAACCCAAUCUCAUUUCGCUAUGGACAUCUAGAUUGACCAUUUUGAUCAAAGACACAUACAACAUUGAGGGAUAUGAAAUUCUUGCACCACAAUUUGACUUUUCCGCCUUGACUCAAGCAUCGAGCGACUGCCGCAACUGAUACAUCUUUACCCAUCUAUCUGUCUAGAGAGCGACAUACAAACCUCGUGUCCAUUCGAUUUCCUUGGACUGAAUCGAUGAGACAGACUGUGUUACAAUUAUUUACGACACCUACCUAACAUGAAAACAAGAUACACCACGACAU
Aspergillus alliaceus is the source of this 2931-nucleotide messenger RNA. RefSeq names its product putative DNA mismatch repair protein. The coding region runs from base 94 to 2787 and encodes 897 amino acids. Gene Ontology annotation, cellular component: MutLalpha complex. Gene Ontology annotation, biological process: mismatch repair. The record is from RefSeq and is a predicted model, not a curated record. The transcript has 3 exons. NCBI's taxonomy places the organism in Eukaryota, Fungi, Ascomycota, Eurotiomycetes, Eurotiales, Aspergillaceae. Gene Ontology annotation, molecular function: mismatched DNA binding; ATP-dependent DNA damage sensor activity; ATP binding.